Molecule: messenger RNA, 2607 nt
Organism: Girardinichthys multiradiatus
Lineage: Eukaryota; Metazoa; Chordata; Actinopteri; Cyprinodontiformes; Goodeidae
Gene: nptx2b
Product: neuronal pentraxin IIb
Exons: 5
Coding region: 250-1575 (441 amino acids)
Source: RefSeq, a predicted model, not a curated record
UCUGUUCAGCACCACACUGUGCGCGCUCUCUGCGCCAGAAAUAGUCCUAUUAGCGCGAACAACAUUAGCGGGCUUACAGUGACAGACUCACACUUGAUCGGAUUUUCCUGCUCUUGCUCCUUGGUCAUGGCGCUGCUUUGAGGAAACAGCAGGGCCAGCGUAUGGUGAGGGGUAGACCUCCCACGGACUGAGUUUUACGCAAAGAAACUGAGGAGUUUGUUCGGCUAGAGUUCGGAGUUUUCACUCUACAUGAUUGUUCUUUUAAACAGAACCGGUAUGUUUUCAUUCUUGUGCGGAUUAUUAUGCCUUUGCGCGCUAAUAAUCGCACAGCCGGAUGAUGGAAAGCGGUACAUCUGCCGGGCAGUACCCAUCAGCGGGGACGCCAGCUGCCCUGUGACAUUACUACCCGACCUCAGCUCCGGGGGUCAGGAAGAGGAGCUCCGGAACACCGUCAUGCAGCUACGGGAGACGAUCCUACAGCAGAAAGAUACGAUCUCCAAGCAGCUGGGGACCAUCAACGAGCUGACCACCAAGCUGUCCCUCUGCGCCUCGGCCACCGACAGGAAGUACGGUAAAGGGGCUUCGUGGGGGAAGGACAAGCAGAACACGAUGGGGGACGUCCCCACAGACCCAAACGACUCCAUCGACAGCCUCGGGAAAACCAUGCAGGGGCUCAAGGAGCGGCUGGAGAACCUGGAGCAACAACAAAUGAGGGCCAACUUAUCUGGCACCUCAUUCCCCAGCGAGCUCCGUGACCUGCUACAGCGUCGGCUCGGGGAGCUGGAGAAACAGCUCCUGAAGAAGGUCAGUAACCUGGAGCAAGAGAAGAGCCAGUUGUCUAACGCCACGGCCGCCUACAGGCUGAAGACAGAGAGCACCCUGAAUGCCCUGGUGGAGAGGAUCAGCGAGUUGGAGAAAGGGGGGGGAGACUUUAAGUCCCCUGAGCAGUUUAAGCUGUCCCUCCCUCAGAGGACCAACUACCUGUAUGGCCGUAUCACCAAGACCCUCCCGGAGAUGUACGCCUUUACGCUCUGCAUGUGGAUCAAGUCCAGCGCCAGCCCGGGUGUCGGAACGCCUUUCUCCUACGGCGUUCCGGGGCAAGCGAAUGAGAUUGUGCUGAUCGAGUGGGGCCACAACCCCAUUGAGCUGCUCAUCAAUGACAAGGUUGCCCAGUUGCCACUGGAAGUACGGGAUGGCAAAUGGCACCACAUCUGCAUCUCCUGGACCACACGAGAUGGCCAGUGGGAGGCCUACCAGGAUGGGGAGAAGCUGGGAACUGGAGACAACCUGGCAGCUUGGCACCCCAUCAAACCUGGAGGAGUCAUCAUCCUGGGGCAGGAGCAGGAUGUGGUAGGCGGGCGUUUUGAUGCUGGACAAGCUUUUGUGGGCGAGCUGAGUCAGGUGAACAUCUGGGACCGUGUCCUGAAGCCUGUGGAGAUCCAGUCGAUAGCAAACUGCAGCUCCUACCUCGCUGGUAACGUGAUCUCCUGGCUCUCAAGCAACGUGGAGGUUUUUGGGAGGGGGGCCUUCAAGCGUCCCCUGGAGAUAUGCCUCGAGCGGCUGCCCAACCUUUAGAGCUUUCCUGUCUGCUCCUGGUUUUAUUGUUUCCAUCAGUUCAACAAAUGCACUGACCAUUGUUACUGUGAGGCCCUCCUGGACUUUAUUUCAUAGUUUCCAUCUAUUCAUCAGCAGCAUAAAUGUAACAUUUAUUUUAAGCUUUUUAUGAUUCCUUUGCAAAGGUAUUUUUCAGGGUGGAAUACAUAAUUCAUCCAUCAUCUAUCCAUUCAUGGUCGUGGGAGGAGGCGCUGGUGAUUAUCUCCGGCAGUCAAUGGGCAAGAUGCAACAUGCAGAAUCAGCGAUUUUUAAAAACAGGAGCAAGGUCACAGGUUUGAACUUGUUCUUGGUUUUCUCUCCUUCAUGGAGGAUCAGAAUGAAACAAGCUCAAAUACACACACUUCCACUAACAUUUUUUUAAAUGUUCCUUAGAAACCUGCACAGAAAACACAUGAUUUUAUCUAAGGCAAAAAGCUUCUGUGCGGAUACUGGAUCACUUCUUCAAUCAGAAAGGAUAGAUUUUAUCCUGAUGUCAGAGCCAUUCCAGAAGCUUGAUGUCUGCAUUCUUUAUCCAUUCCAAGUCAAGUUUAGAUGUGGGUUGGAAUCAUUGCCCCAAAUGACUCCAAGUUUCAACAGUCCGACCCAAACUGUCCCCCUCAGAUGAAGGAACAUUAGUUAGAAUGUUCAAGAGAACUACCCAGGAACCACCAAGGUCCAACCUCUCACACCUAAGAAUACUGUAUUAACUGCCAAGCAUGGUGGUGGUAGCAUCAUGCUAUGGUUCUGAUUUGCUGCCAGUAGUACAGGUGUACUGAACAAAGUGAUUGGAAUAAUGAAGAAGGAGGACACCUCAAGUUCAUCUUGCAUCAAAAAGUAGUUCAAACUUGGACACAGAUUGUCACAUUUUAUUGUUGCUUAUGUCCAAAACAGUGGGCCCACCACCCACAGGGGGAACCGUGAGGGACCCGUGCAAAGAGGAUUGGGUGGCGGACGAUGGUGGAGACCUCAGCGGCCCGAUCCCCGGAUGCUUAGGCUGGCUCUAGGGACGUGGAA